AGACGCGCCGCGAUGGUGGGCCGCGACAGCCGCUCUGUGAGCGCGGCGCGCCCCUGGGCGCCGCGGCAUGAGUAGCGCCCGCCCGGCCGGCCCGCGCGCCCGCCAUGGCGCAGGCCGCGCCCGCGCCCCACCGCACGCACUCCUUCGCCAAGAAGACCUUCCACAAGCCCACUUACUGCCACCACUGCUCGGAUCUCCUCUGGGGCCUCAUCGGCCAGGGCUACGGCUGCGAAGUGUGCAACUUCAUAGUGCACGAGCGUUGCGUGGGGCAAGUGGUGACGCCAUGCUGCGGGGUAGCGCCGAGCCUCAUCAAAAACCCAGUGGCCCACUGUUGGUCCGAGCCGGCCCACCACAAGCGGAAGUUCUGCACGGUGUGCCGGAAGCGGCUCGAUGAACUGCCGGCUUUACAUUGUAUGAUAUGCGAGUACUAUGUCCACGGCGAAUGCGUGGACUUCGCAGCCGCGGACUGCAAGGAGAACGCGACGUACUGCGCGGGCUCCGAGCCGCGGCCCGCCCACCACUGGCGCGAAGGCAACCUGCCCGCCAACUCCAAGUGUGCGGCUUGCCGGCGCGCCUGCUGCUCGGCGGAAUGCCUGACUGGAUACAGAUGCGAGUGGUGCGGGAGCACGUGCCACGCGGGAUGUCGAUCGCUGAUACCGGAGGAAUGCAACUUCGGGAUGCUCCAGCCCAUCUUCCUUCCUCCUUCGGCGGUCUCCAUCCCCCGCACAGAAGUCCCCAUGGAGGCCAUCAUCGGCGUCCACGUGCGCCCGCCGCCCUCGCAGCGGGACUUCGGCUGCCCGCGGGACCGAGGCUGGGGGCCGGCGCGGCUGGUGGUGCUGGCGCGGCGCCUGCUGCCGGCCGCCUGCAGCCCGCACGGAGGCGCUUCGCCGCCCUACUCGAGAGCGCGCAGCGUUAGCGAGGAGUUCUCCUCGGGCUGCGAGGGCCGCUCGGGCUCCGGCGGGGGCUCCACCGGUGCCCCGGCCGACCAGGACCACCGGCCGGAUCACAAGCAACACCGGGAUCGGACGCCGGAUGACAGAGAUGAAGAGGUAGUAAAGGUAUACGACGGCGAAGCAGCGUGGUCGCGCCGGCUGUACCGGCCCGUGGUGGUGGGCCGCAACUGGAACGAGCGGGAGCUGGUGUCCGCGGCGCUGCGGGCCUUCCACGUGGCGCGCGAGCCCGAGCAGUUCGAGCUGACCGACGCGCUGGCCGGCGACGAGCCCCCGCUCAAGGACCCAACGCCGCUGGCGCGUGUAACAAGGCUGCCGAACAAACGACCGGCGCUCUUCCUGCGCUUCAAGGAACCAGAGACGGGCGGCGGCGAGGUCCGCGUGUACCCGGGCCGGAUCGCCGGCGCCGGCGAGACGUACGUCACCGUGCCGUGCCGGGGCGAGCACACUGUCGCCGAUCUGAUGGCGAACGCGCUGGAACACUUCGGGCUCGACCCGGCGCAGGCUACGCAGGACUACCGCUGCUCUGAGAUCCUGCUUGAUCGCGGGGUAUCCGAGCGAGUGUUAGAAGAGGAGGAGCGACCAUGGCGCAUCGUGGUCCGGCUGGCUCGCGAGUCCGUGCGGCGGAUGGAGCUGGCGCGCUUCUACCUGCAGCCGCGGCGCGACCCCCACGGGCCCACGCUCGCGCUGUUCGUGGCGUCGCUGCCGCCGGGCCUGUCGGAGAGGAACUACGAGAACAUCCUCGUGGAGAUCCUUGGAGCCGACAACAAGUUUACCUCGAUCGGUCCCAUCUACUACGAGUACGGGUCGAUGGUGAUCACUUACGAGGACGCAAGCAAAGCGGUGCGCGCGCUCUACGCUCUCAGAGAGGCCAAAUAUGAAGAUAAGCAUUUAUUAGUGAUGCUGCUACCCAGCAUCGAGCCGGCGCAGGUGCCGGCGGGGGUGAAGCCGCUGCUGGUGUUCGUGAACGUCAAGUCCGGCGGCUGCCAGGGGCUGGAGCUCAUCAACUCCUUCCGCAAGCUCCUCAACCCCUACCAAGUCUUCGAUUUAGAGAACGGCGGCCCGCUUCCUGGGCUGUACGUGUUUCGUCACAUUCCCAACUACAAGAUCCUGGUGUGCGGCGGCGACGGCACCAUCGGCUGGGUGCUGCAGUGCCUCGACAACGUCGGCCAGGACUCGCAGUGUUCCAACCCUCCUUGCGCCAUCGUACCCCUGGGCACAGGUAACGACCUAGCGCGCGUUCUGCGCUGGGGCUCGGGCUACACGGGCUGCGAGGACCCGCUGUCACUCCUGCGGGACGUCAUCGACGCGGAGGAGAUCCGCCUCGACCGCUGGACCGUGGUGUUCCACCCCGAGGACAAACAGGACGAGCCGAAGGAGCUCUCCAAACAGUUGCCUGGGUCGCAGAGCGAAGAUAACUCGCAGAUCCUGGUGAUGAACAACUACUUCGGGAUCGGAAUCGAUGCGGACCUCUGUCUCGACUUCCAUAAUGCUAGGGAGGAGAAUCCCAACAAAUUCAAUAGCAGGCUCCGUAACAAGGGUGUGUACGUGAAGAUGGGUCUGCGCAAGAUGGUGGGUCGCAAGAUGUGCAAGGACCUGCACAAGGCGGUGCGGCUGGAGGUGGACGGCAAGCAGGUGGAGUUACCUGCCGUCGAGGGCAUCAUCAUUCUCAAUAUACUCAGCUGGGGCUCGGGCGCCAACCCAUGGGGCCCGGAGAAGGACGACCAGUUCAGCAAGCCCAACCACUGGGACGGCAUGCUGGAGGUGGUGGGCGUCACCGGGGUGGUGCACCUCGGGCAGAUCCAGUCGGGGAUGCGAGGCGCCAUGCGGAUAGCGCAGGGUGGCCACAUAAAGAUCAACCUGAAGAGCGAGAUCCCCGUGCAAGUGGACGGGGAACCGUGGGUGGCGGCGCCAAGCGAGGUCGUGGUGCUUAAGUCGGCGCUCAAGGCGACGAUGCUGAAGAAAACCAAGCGCGGGGCCGGCGGGGCCGGCGCGGCGGCGGGCCCGUGACGCGCGCCCGCCCUCCUCACGCCGCCCCCGCCCCCCCCGCAGGCCUGCAUGCUCAAGCAGCGCGGCAAGGUGCGCCGCCGCAACACCGAGCCGGCCAUGCCGCCGCCGCCGCCGCAGCCGCCGCCGCCGCCGCCGCCGCCGCCGGACACCUGAAUCUGGCUCAGCGAGCGCCUCAUCUGAGCGCCUGCGCCUGCCUCGGGCUCAAGGCAAGCGCGCGCGCCGGCGCUCGCUGCAGCACCCACCACGCCCGCCGGGCACGGCGGGCCGCGCUCCACCGCGGUCGGCCCGGCCGAUCAAACAUUAUUGUAAAUAAAUUAUUAAAAACAUAUAAAAAUAUUAAUUAAAAAUUAUAUAAUAAUAAUAAAUUUAUAAUAUAGUCUA
Molecule: messenger RNA, 3341 nt
Organism: Cydia fagiglandana
Lineage: Eukaryota; Metazoa; Arthropoda; Insecta; Lepidoptera; Tortricidae
Product: diacylglycerol kinase theta
Exons: 19
Coding region: 105-2960 (951 amino acids)
Molecular function (GO): ATP-dependent diacylglycerol kinase activity
Source: RefSeq, a predicted model, not a curated record